AUGCCCGAACAAUCACCAAAUAAAACUCGCGCUGCGUUCCGAAUUCAAGUUCUUGCUCGGCUGCGGCCAAACUCUUCAGAAUCCCCAGUCACAUUUAGACCCCCGAACCAAGUUGUCGUCGGGUCACGAGCUUUUGCAUUUGACGAUGUACUUUGGAGCGCCCAGAAAAUGCCCGAAGGUGUUUCGUAUGCUACCCAGGAACGCGUGUUUAACGCAACUGCAGCCCCGCUGCUAGAUCAUGCAUUGAAGGGCUUCAACACCUGCGUGUUUGCCUAUGGUCAGACUGGAUCCGGCAAAUCGCACACCAUGAUCGGAACCCAACAAGAGCCCGGGAUUAUUCCACGCAUGGGCCAUGAGCUUUUUGAACGAAUGAGCAGAGGACCACCCUGUGGCGUUACAGUUUCGUUUUACGAAAUUUACAAUCACGAUAAGAUUAGAGAUUUGCUUGUUAAGAAUACCAAUACUCAAAUACCCCCGCUUAAAGUUCGAGAGCAUUCAAAGACUGGUCCAUAUGUUGAUGGACUGACUUCUCUUGCUAUUAAAUCACCAGGAGAGCUAUACUCUGUGCUGGAGCAAGGAUCGCAAAACAGAAGUGUGGCCGCAACAGCGCUUAAUGACGCAUCGUCUCGGUCACAUGCCAUUUUCUGCAUUACUUUAGCCCAGGCUGGUAGCGUUUCAAGAAUGCAUCUGGUGGAUCUAGCCGGGUCGGAGCGUGCUAAAACAUCCGGAACUUCAGGAGCACGGCUUCGUGAGGGCAGCGAAAUCAACAAGUCUUUAUCUUCACUUGCACGAGUCAUCUCUGCUCUAGUUGAGAAACAACGUCGCCCAGGAACCGUUGUGCCAUAUCGUGAUUCCAUGCUUACGUGGGUUCUUAAGGAAGCACUGGGCGGGAAUUCAAUGACGGCCAUGGUAGCAACAUUAUCGCCGGAUCCGAUAAACGCUGACCACACUCUGUCGACGCUGAGGUUUGCAUCGAGUGUCAAAAAAAUUGAAAACGUGGCUAUUAUUAAUGAGGGAGAAGCUGUUUCGGGGAAAUUACUUGUUCGCGAACUGCGCGAAGAGAUUGAACGGCUAAAAAGCCAGCUGGCUCAACAAGAGAAUGUCAGCGAGCUCAAGAAAAAGUUGGAAACAAUUCAACGUCAAUUGGCCGAGCAAAGUACACCAGCUAGCCCUGUGCGGGAUCUCAAAUCACUCGGAAUUGUGCCCAACUCAAGGUUAUAUGACCUUCCUCGGCUAAAACUUCCAUAUAUUAUGAAUGUAAGUGAAGGCCGCUCAAGCUUUUUUACAUUUACGCUACAACAUGGAACUACGACAGCUGGCAGUAAUGCUGAAGCCAGCAUUAAGGUGCAGGGAGAGCAAAUUCUUGCAGUGCACUGCAAGUUUAUCACUGAUACAGAUACCACCCUUGUCCCCAUGGAUGGUGCCCUUGUCACAGUUAAUGGAGUGGCUGUAAGCACACCCACUCUACUAACUAAUAAUAGCCGGAUAGCUUUAGGGCCCCAGAAAUCUCUUGUCGUGCGGUUUUUUGAUCCGCUGCGGCGUGGUGGAAGCAUACCUCGAGCCAAAACUCCUAAAAAGGAAGUUCCGGAUGAUGAAGCCAUUUCAUUGCUAGACGACGACACGCUGGAAGGUUUGUACCACCGGGUGGUUCGGUCGCGGCACCUACGCACCAGUAGUGCCAGCUCGUCGAGACCGGAUUUUGAUCAUUCUGUUGUCUCGGAAAACGACAAUACGAGUUUUACCAUUUCUGGAGAUACGGAUCUAACGCCGCGUGAGAAAGAGCUGGCCCGCAAGUAUGUAGCAGUGUGGCAGCAGCAGAGAGAUGCGCGAUUUGUGCGUGAAUUUUUAAGUCACCUUGAGCUCAUUGGCCGGGCUCAAAUAACUGCACGGGAGUUUGGAUUGCCUGCGAGUCAGUUUCAAUUGAUGGUUGUGGAUAGUACUGGAUUGCAGCAUUCACCGUAUUAUGAUCAAGGUAGUGCCACUAGCACAAACACAUUUAUUGUAGGGCCAGGGAAAGGCUUGCAGAAGUUGGCAGUGCGGUUUCAGCAUUCUGAGACUCGUGCAGUUCAUAUAUGCAGUUUGGGUGCACUACGUCGGAUGGUACCUCAUAAUACUAAUGUUGGUUGUGUGCGGCGCGCAGCUCCUGAGCAGUACAUGGAGAUGAUGGUUCCGGAGAUGACUAAUAGAGCGAAACCGCAGUUCACAUAUCUGGGCAAAGCGAAUUUUUUUUUGGGAGAAACAGAAGAGGCAGACGUUUUUUCUCCAUACACAUAUAGCGUUGCUGGGCGAUUGCGACUUGAGAAGGUUGGGGACAAUGGAUAUACCAUAUUUUUAGGGGGGAUGUCAUAUGAGGAAAUUCAAGACGUACAUUGUGGGGUGUCAGUUGUUGUGAGAAAUGAGCAUAGCGAUGUUGCUUCGGUAGAGCGUAUUGCAGUAACACCAGUGAUGGAGGUAGGAGGUAGUAUGUUGUUUAAGAAGAAGAAUGAUGGGUAUAUUCGGUUCCCAUCAUAUUUAAAAAUAGCUGGGGGGUCUGAGCUGCUUAUUGAAGUUUAUGGCACAGUGAGAGACGGGUUUCUUGAAAAGUUAGCAAGCUGGGACGCAUUACAGGAAGAGCCUCCGGUGAAUUAUGUGCCUGAAUCACCACCAGAAACAUUUCGUGUUGAAGUCAGGACCCAAUUUGUUGAGUUGGACGAGGAUGGUCGGUUCAGCAAACCUUCGCCAGUGACUGAAAACCAUGUGAUGGAACUGCGACAGGGAGUGGUGCGUCGGUUAAGGGUGGAGGUUGAAAUUCCAUUAGAUGCAUCAGCAGCCGCGAGGGUGCCGCCAUAUGAUGCACCAGUUGGAAUUGUUGUAAGGGUAGGAGAGCCGGUGCUAACAGAUUUAUAUGGUUUGGAGCUAGAAGAGGCUGAAUAUCUUGGUUAUGAUAAGGCUGAAGAGGUGGGUUGUGGAAUGGAGGGUGAGGAAGAAACCAAAACGGAAGAAAAGAACUGGGCAGUGUUGAAGAAUGUCGGGAAACCUAAAAGACAGCAGUUCCCAGACCAGAAUGUUGAACGAGUGAGCAUUGAGUGUCAUUGGGACCGACAUGAUGAGAUGCUGAUGAGGGCGACGCGGGCCAAUUCUCAGGUGUUUGUUCCGUUGAAGGUUUGUUUGAGGGGAAAAGGUGAAGAAGAAGAAGAAGAACAACAACAACAACAACAACAACAACAAGGGCUUGUUUUGCAGUACGGCGUUAAUGUGCGGGUACGGCCGCGCGGCAGUGGAAAUGGAAGUGAGGUGAAUGGUAGAGUUAAUUGGCGAGCGAAUUCAAUUGUGUGGGGGUUAUUAUUUUUUAUUCAAGAAUCGGAAUGGAAUCAAGCAGAAGAUGACGAUGAAGAUGAAGAUUUCAAGAGAAGAAUGUCAGUAAAGAAUGAAUUUCAAAUUAUUCGUGGAUGGGCAGGAGUUCCACGCACGUUUGUUGAGUACCGGUGGAUGAUUUGGAAUGGAAAGGCACCGGAAGAGGAUAUGUCCGAGUUCCCGGAUGACACAAUACCAGAAACAAGAUAUCAGAAUGAUUUAGAAGAUGAAGAAGGAAAAGAAGAAGAAGAAGAAGAAGAAGAAGAAGAGAACCCAUCAGAGGUACUGCCACGAUUACAACAAGAAGAUGAAAAAGGUCAAAGUGUGUUUUUAAGAGGAGUUUCAGUUAUUGCCGAAUAUUGGAGGUUUUGUGAAAGAAACAACAAGAGAACAGAUUUAAAAGGUGAAAAAUCUGUGUUGGUUAAAAGGCAGGUUAGCCGUGCCAUUUCUGGUUAUUAUUCAAACGGUAAACAAGAUGAUAAAUCUUUGUGA
Molecule: messenger RNA, 3825 nt
Organism: Magnusiomyces paraingens
Lineage: Eukaryota; Fungi; Ascomycota; Dipodascomycetes; Dipodascales; Dipodascaceae
Exons: 3
Coding region: 1-3825 (1274 amino acids)
Biological process (GO): microtubule-based movement
Cellular component (GO): kinesin complex; microtubule
Molecular function (GO): microtubule binding; microtubule motor activity; ATP hydrolysis activity
Source: RefSeq, a predicted model, not a curated record